AUGCAAGUAUUCUUGAGAUUGCCGGUAGAGCAAUUUAUCUAUAUAUUUAAUUUUAUAUGGUGAUAGUAAAAACACAAAUAAGAAACAACAGCUGUUAUAACCUGUCAAGAAAAAGACGUAAAUAAAUUUUAUCAAAAUUGUAUAAAAUUUCAUAUCAUGGAGGAACAAGAUAUUCCUAUUGAUAUUAAUAGUGGGAAAUUAUUAGAAUGGUUAAUUAAUAGAAGACAUUGCACUAAAGAUUGGCAUGUAAUGGUUUUACCAAUUAGAGAAAAAAUUAAUAAUGCAAUACAAGAUAUGCCUAUUCAUGAAGGCAUUGCAAAAUUAUUAUCUGGUUCAUAUAUCAAUUAUUUUCAUUGCUUGAAAAUAGUAGAAAUUUUAAAAGAAACUGAAGCUGAUACAAAAAAUGUAUUUGGCAGAUAUGGUUCACAAAGAAUGAAAGAUUGGCAAGAAAUAUUACGUUUAUAUGAAAAAGAUAACAUAUAUCUUGCAGAAGUUGCACAAAUACUUAUAAGAAAUGUUAAUUAUGAAAUUCCAAGUACUAAAAAACAAAUUCAAAAACUAGAACAAAUACAAAUUGAAUUAGAAAAAAAAGAAGCCGACUAUAAAAAAUCAGAAAAUAUUGCUAGAUCAGAAUUUAAUUUACUUUGUAAGCAGUUAGGUAUUUCUGGAGAACAAAUAAAACUGGAAUUAACUGAGAAAGUAAAAGAACUUCCAGAAAUUUAUGAAAAAAUUGCCAAAAAAAUAAAAUCAUUAGAGAAAGUUGUAGAAUUUUAUUGUGCUUUUGUUAAUUAUACUCUUGGUAGACAGCAUGAUGGUGGUUGUGUUCCUAUGAUAAAAUAUAUAAUUGAUAAAGGAAAUACUACAACAUAUGAAUGGAUUUAUGGAGAAGCUCCACUAUCAGUUAAUGAACCACCUUUAAAUAUAAGUUUAAAUAAUGAUGAUUUAGAGAAUAAGAAAAUUGAAGAUAUUGAUAACAUUGGAAUUGAUUUUGGAAAAAUUGAUAUAAACAGUGACAUAAAUUUUGAAGAUAUAAUGUUAGAAGUUGGGGGUGAAAUUGAUUGGGGUGAUGAAAAUAUAGAUGAGGCUAUAGAAGAUGAAAAUAUAGAUUAUAAUAUUUCUUUAGAAGAAUCUGGUAUAGUUGUAGAAGCAGCUGGUCAUGAAGGUGGAAUUGCUACUGGUAGUAAAGCAUAUAGUAUUCUUGACAAUCCAUCAACUAGAAAUGAUUUUAUUAAUCAAUUAUUUGAAUUGGAAGCUUUUCUUAAAGUACGUUUAUAUGAAUUUAAAGGGGAUGAUAGUGUAAAUUUUUUAAGUUUCAGUCAACUACAAGAUUCAACUUCUAUUGUUCAGUAUUCUACAUUGGAAAAUACUCAAAAUAUGUUAGAUAAUGUUCAAGUUGUUUUAUCUGAAAUUUUGGAUACUAAAGUUCAACACUUACACAAUAUUAAACAUUCUGUAAGAUAUGUAGACGUUUUAACUUCAUCAUUGAAACAAAAAUUAAGUUUAGUUGAAAAAAUGAUAAUUUUACAAAAAAAUGUAAAAGAAAAACGAGAAAAUUCUAGUGAAGAUAUUAAUUCUAUUCGACCUUAUCUUCAACUUCUUAUACAAAGAACAAAGGAACUUCAAACAGAGAUCGAACAAGAUAUUUCAAAAAAAUAUAAAAACAGAAUUGUGCAUUUAACUGGAAGUAUAAAUAUGUUAUAAAUAA
This is a messenger RNA of Apis mellifera (honey bee), 1705 nucleotides long. Its product is annotated as CDK5 regulatory subunit-associated protein 3. The coding region runs from base 157 to 1701 and encodes 514 amino acids. The transcript has 9 exons. Gene Ontology annotation, cellular component: endomembrane system. The record is from RefSeq and is a predicted model, not a curated record. Lineage: Eukaryota; Metazoa; Arthropoda; Insecta; Hymenoptera; Apidae. Gene Ontology annotation, biological process: regulation of mitotic cell cycle; regulation of cyclin-dependent protein serine/threonine kinase activity.